AUGGGUUUUAUUAUGAAGGUUUCCUUGCUGUUGCUCUCUGUGUUCCAGCUGCUCCUGGUUUUCAGUGAAGGAGCCAAGAUAGAAAAAGCAAUGGUUUCACUGGAGGACCAUGGUAGUCGCCUCCGAGGCCUCUGGAAGCUGCACAUGAGGGACGUCCUGCUGAAAGGAAAAGCUUCUAAUCCUCGACCAAUCGGAGGAGGGAUCAAGCAGCAGCUGCUGUACUGCCGUGUGGGGAUCGGCUACCAUCUCCAGAUUCUGGCCAGCGGCUCUGUUGGAGGCGUCCACAAACCCACUGAGCACUGUUGGCUCAAUGUGUUUGCUCUCAAACAUGGAGUGGUGGGAAUAAAAGGAGUAAAGAGUGGUUUGUACCUUUGUAUGACCGGAGAAGGACUUGCCUAUGCAACGGAGCAGUUUUCUGACGAAUGCCUGUUGAAGGAGAACCUGGAGGAAAAUCACUACACCACUUACUCUUCUUGGUCUCACCCAGGAAUCUAUCUGGCUCUUUCCAACAAGGGAGAGCUGAGGAAAGGCAACCGUGUGGGCCGCCACCAGUCCUGCACGCACUUUCUACCUCGGAGGAAAUCAUGAUCACGGCCCAAUUAGGAAUUCAAGCCACAGACUGGAAAUUGGCCCCCACACAGCAUCAGUUUCUGCAAGACUGCAACAUGGAACAACCAAAAAUAGUAACACAUUCAAGAGUGUUACUUGCUAUAUGUAAGGGCAAUGAACAAAGCACAAAAGCUAUGUGACUCAUCUACUCAUUCUGCCACAAGCCAACUUGCUCAAUACAUGACAUAGUCUGAGGCUUCCCCAACACAUAUUUAUUGCUUGUGGGGCAAAGCAGCACUGUGUUAAUUGUGAUGGUAUGGACUCUACUAUCGAACACUGAGAAAAAAACACUCAACAGUAGCUGAUGGCACAAAAACAUUGUCUGGACUUUUGUGAUGUUUUCAAAAUGGCACAGGCAUGAUACGGAUACUGAAACCAAUUAGCUUUAUUUGUUUGUCCUCAAACCUGCACUAACCAAUACCUUUUUAGUUUGUAAUGAGAACAAGAAUUGUCUGUAUUUUUGUAUUGCUUCUAUUUAUUCUUUACAUUUUAAUUUUUCUUAGCGUAGUUUACUAAUUGUUUCAGAACAUAGUACUAACCUAUUCUCACUUUCAACUCUUCCAAUACUUAUAGUUAGAAAAUACCCCUCGGCAUUUUUUCAGUUUCUGUACCCUGCAAACCUAAAAGUAAAUGUUGACAUUUCUGGGUUUGCUGUGGCUCAGAAGUAGAGCGUGUCACCUUCCAAUCGAAGGAUUACCAUUUAGAUCCCAGACCUCCGGUCCGCAUGUGUCUCAAGACAAUGAACCCUAUCGGUGUGUCAAUAUACAUUAAUAUGGAUAGCUUUAUUAGCCUGAUGAACAUGUGGCCCCUUGGUGUGUAUGAAUGUUUGAAUGAUGUAAUGUAAUAAAAAAUACAGCACUUAAGAAGGUGGGGAGACAUGAGUCGCCGGUUCAUGUCAGUGUCGUGUGUAAAGUUAA
Molecule: messenger RNA, 1526 nt
Organism: Gasterosteus aculeatus aculeatus (three-spined stickleback)
Lineage: Eukaryota; Metazoa; Chordata; Actinopteri; Perciformes; Gasterosteidae
Product: fibroblast growth factor 4A
Molecular function (GO): growth factor activity
Source: RefSeq, a predicted model, not a curated record